GUCGACUACGAAGAGGCGGGCGAGAUCGUCGCGAGAGGGUCGAAGGCGUCUGUCCUGAUGGCGCCGUGGGCGAGGUGGAACGUAAUCAACUGCAAGACGGGGCCCUCGCAGGGGGUCGCGAUGCCGUUGGCGUCGCGGGUCGGCAAGACGAGCAGUGCUGCGUGGGCUGCGUGCGACCCGACCUUGAGGGGCCAAGUCAUCAAUGUCGGUGGCGAAGAGCGGAUCGUCGCCAAGCCUGUCAAAGAGCUGACCUGGACGGGGCAUCCUGGGCUGAGCGCGGCGAGCAGGGGCAAGGCGUCGACGGCUUCGGAGCGACCCAUUGCUCGACGCGAACUAGAGGCUGAGGAUGCGAAGAGAUCGGCGCCAGUCAAAGGCAAUAUGCCCAUGAAGAAGAAGAAGCCGAGCAAGAAUACCGACCUGUUCGACUGGCUGAAGAGCGGGGUGAUGCACGCGUUCAGUUCUUUUUGGCUGCGGUGCUCUGCAGGGGGCUCCGUGGCGCCCCUGCUCUGGAGGGCGUGGAAGUUCGUCGGCUCGGGUUCGGUGCUGCGGGCGGUGUGCGACUCCGUCCUGGCGGCGGGGGAGUCGUCGGAGGGCGAGCGCGAUUGGCGCGAGGAGGCCGAGGAGAUGUACGAGUAA
This is a messenger RNA of Prorocentrum cordatum, 636 nucleotides long. The record is from the annotation of a GenBank genome assembly. Lineage: Eukaryota; Dinophyceae; Prorocentrales; Prorocentraceae.